Molecule: messenger RNA, 2056 nt
Organism: Filobasidium floriforme
Lineage: Eukaryota; Fungi; Basidiomycota; Tremellomycetes; Filobasidiales; Filobasidiaceae
Exons: 8
Coding region: 303-1652 (449 amino acids)
Source: RefSeq, a predicted model, not a curated record
CACAACGUCACGACGCUACUGUUUCUCCCCAUCCUCCGCAACCUCCUCGGAUUCGGAAGUCAACUGGAUUGCUCUCGAAUCAGGCAUCUUACAUCUUUGCAUUCCGUUGUCGUCAUCGGACUGUCUUUUGGUUCCUCUUGUGUGACCUUGAAGCAGUAACCCAUCUUGCCUCACUUAACGGACCAUCGGUGGCAUCGUCUCUCUUUUUUCACCCUACGACUUUCCUCAUUGCGUAUACUUCUCGCCUCUGGCUUAGCUAUUACGUCGUCAGGCCUGGUACAAUCGACUUAGAUACCGUCAAGAUGGGAGAAACAAACGGAGACGUCGCUGCGGAGAUCGCUGUGAUUGAAUACCUAGCCCGAAAGGCUAUCAAGGCCAAGAAGGAUCUGGAAAGCGAGGAAGAUUUCACAUUUUCGCGGCUAGAGUACGCGGCGGUCUACAAAGAUGGAAGUGAUACGCCAGAGUGCUGGGCUGGACCGGUCCCCCCUCUUUAUUUAUGGCAGAGUCGGCUCACAAGCGGUAUCAUUAAAGGAGAGAAAUGCUGGAAACGUUGGAAACAAGACGGGGACAUCGAUCUCGAUCGCAUGAGGAUUGUGCGGGUGGCCGUUUUAACUGGAAGUAUACUUCUAAUCGGAAAGGUUAAGCCAUUCCAACCCCUACCCCGGGAUGGAACCACGCCCGUGUCUGCACCGGUACCUCCACAGCUUCCAUCUAAAACGACCGCCCGGGCCACGCCAGUCCCGACUCAGCCAGUCGCAGGUCCGUCCGCCAAACAGCCUUCACUUACACAACCUACACAACCUCCCGCCCCACCCAGAAAGUUGGCUGCCUCACCAUCGGCCUCGCGAGCCGGUUCGAAGGCUCCUUCUGUUCCAAUCGUACCAACAUCGCAAAGGUCGCCGGCCGCGUUCUACAAACAUUGGGCACCAAGUCUCGCAUCUCUGUUAGGAAGACAGCCUUUGACCCCAAGCAUGUUGUCACAAGCGGAUCUCUUCGAUGACUGUGCGAGGCUCAUCCAGCAACACAUUGAAAUCCAGCAAUAUGAAAAUGGUCAAGCUCCUUUCCUCUGUCUACCUUCUCGGCUCGGUCGUCAACUCUCGACGGAGCAAGAUCCCGUAUCCUCUUUGAAGUGGGAUGUGAUUCUGGUGCGCUGCGGCUUUUCUGGACAGUUGCCAUCCUUGGUGAGGUUGUUAGCUCUGUACAAAGAGUGGAUGCUGCCCGUGCAAGUUCAGACAGAUGAUGGUAUCAGCUGGAUCCUGCUGACCUAUGGUAAAUCCAUCAUGGUCUGGGACCCGGUUGGAACCGCUCCGUCUAGCACUUACGAGAAGCUAGUCUCAAGCCUUCAGAAGAACAUGGAACAUCUCGCACUGGUCGCUGCUCAGGACAUCAGUUGCAAACCAGACCCAUGCGGCGUUCAAUUCCCUUCCAAGGAGCGCUUCCCUCCUAUCCGAUGCGAUCCUCAAGAUUCUGGCUUAUACGUGUUUCUCACUAUGCUCAAACUCGCCGACAUACUCAAACUCGCCGACAACUCGAAAAAGGAACCGAUCGACCUCACCCGGGUCAAACCCCGUCUAGCGGACGUCUCUCGACACAUCUCCAAGGCCCUUCAUGACGGCUACCUUAUAAUCUCAAAAAUCUCCGAGUGUUCCUGACGCUCGACAAUCACAGUAUAGACGAAAUCAACACCACGUCGUGAUCAGCUCUUCCAGGACGAGCGAAUUUUGGAUUCUCGAUAGCAUAGACACUGUUUCUGUCUUUCUGUCAUCUAGAGAACGCAAGACACUACGUCUGAGUAUCCCUCAGUUCCGUGGUGCUAAACGCCAAAGCGAUUCUGAUUGACCUGUACGGCAAAUAGCUUCUCUCGUACGACUAUGACGAUGCCAGUGGCGCAGGCUUAGUAGACUCAAUCGAAUGUCUCCCAUUCCAAUUACUUCUCCCCGCACAAACACGGCCUUUUCGCAAGUGUCCGCUCGCGACGACAAUAGCCAUAAAUGCGGUCGACGAGACUCUAAUAAUGAUGUUAACACACACUGUAUGAGUAGUCGGCUUCCUUCGC